Molecule: messenger RNA, 841 nt
Organism: Paramuricea clavata
Lineage: Eukaryota; Metazoa; Cnidaria; Anthozoa; Malacalcyonacea; Plexauridae
Source: the annotation of a GenBank genome assembly
AUGCAACAAAAAUCAUCCGUUCAGUCAACUCACAAUCAAAAUAGACUUGACUUGACUUUGGCUACAACAGACGUAGAAAUGCUUGAUAUACAGAGUAACUUAACAAGCGCCAAGAAAUAAUUAUCAGAGUUGCUCGCUUUCCCAUUUAAAACAUGAACUUUGUGUUAUCAAAGAUUUGCAAAACAACAAUAAAAACGAGACAAAUAAUCGUUUUGUCAAAGCAGAAACAAAAAUUUAACAACUCCAAGGUCGCAUUGGAUCGUUGGUCAAAGCGAAAUCCCAGUUACUGAAAGGAUUAGCUUUUUUAGAGAAUUCAAAUGCAAAGCUCCAUGCAAAAAUCUUCAAAAUCACAUCAUACACUGUUAACGACACUGAAUCACAAGAUCAACAUGUUAACAACCACAUCUCCCAAAGUGAAAUCAAGCCACAGGAAGAAAAGGUUCCAUGUGCAAAAGAUUCUACCACUGCAAAAAUCAGUAACACAAAUAAUGAAAACCAAGAGCAAGUACAAGAACAAUCAUCAGAAUGUGACUUUGCCAUCCUUUGUGACUCAAACAGGAAGAACAUCAAUACUGAUCAGCUUUAUCGAAAAGGAAAUAACAAAGUUAUUCCAUGCGGAACUGCAGCCAAAGCUAUUGACAUUCUAACCUCCCCAAGAUUUACUGCGAAGCAUGGUAUCAUUACCAACACUGGUGCCAAUGAUCUGGAAAGUCUAUCACCCAAAGAAGUAAUCGAAAGCCAAAUUUGUUUAGUGAACAUUGGCUCAACCAAUUUUCCGAGCAAAAAGAUAUCAUGUCAAGUGUCACACCAAGACGGGACGACCUGGAUAAAUUUGUCUUAG